Messenger RNA from Fusarium musae, 1206 nucleotides. RefSeq lists its product as uncharacterized. NCBI's taxonomy places the organism in Eukaryota, Fungi, Ascomycota, Sordariomycetes, Hypocreales, Nectriaceae. Bases 1 to 1206 code for a protein of 401 amino acids. The transcript is spliced from 6 exons. The record is from RefSeq and is a predicted model, not a curated record.
AUGCCUUCCACCAUUUCUGUCCUUGCUGCGGGGGUUCUCGUGCCCGUUUUGGGCGCCGUGGCUGCUAAGCUUCCUUCUACGGCUCAGAUUAUCGACCAGAAGUCGUUCAAUGUCUUGAAGGAUGUGCCGCCUCCUGCAGUGGCCAAUGACUCUCUGGUGUUUACUUGGCCUGGUGUAACUGAGGAGUCUUUGGUCGAGAAGCCUUUCCAUGUCUACGAUGAAGAGUUUUACGACGUCAUUGGAAAAGACCCCUCUCUGACCCUCAUCGCGACAUCGGAUACCGACCCAAUUUUCCACGAGGCUGUUGUCUGGUAUCCUCCUACCGAAGAGGUCUUCUUUGUCCAGAAUGCAGGCGCUCCUGCUGCUGGCACUGGAUUGAACAAGUCUUCCAUCAUUCAGAAGAUUUCCCUCAAGGAGGCCGACGAGGUCCGCAAGGGCAAGAAGGACGAGGUCAAGGUCACAGUCGUCGACUCAAACCCUCAGGUCAUCAACCCCAAUGGUGGUACUUACUACAAGGGCAACAUCAUCUUCGCUGGUGAGGGCCAAGGUGACGAUGUUCCCUCCGCCCUGUACCUGAUGAACCCUCUCCCUCCUUACAACACCACCACCCUCCUCAACAACUACUUCGGUCGCCAGUUCAACUCCCUCAAUGAUGUUGGCAUCAACCCCAGGAACGGUGACUUGUACUUCACCGACACCCUCUACGGAUAUCUCCAAGACUUCCGCCCUGUUCCUGGUCUGCGAAACCAAGUCUAUCGUUACAACUUUGACACCGGCGCCGUCACUGUUGUCGCUGAUGACUUUACCCUCCCCAACGGUAUUGGCUUCGGUCCCGAUGGCAAGAAGGUCUAUGUCACCGACACUGGUAUCGCUCUCGGUUUCUACGGCCGCAACCUCUCUUCACCCGCCUCCGUUUACUCUUUCGACGUGAACCAGGACGGUACACUCCAGAACCGCAAGACCUUUGCUUACGUCGCAUCUUUCAUCCCCGAUGGUGUUCAUACCGAUUCCAAGGGCCGUGUUUAUGCCGGUUGCGGCGAUGGUGUCCAUGUCUGGAACCCCUCUGGCAAGCUCAUCGGCAAGAUCUAUACCGGCACUGUUGCUGCUAACUUCCAGUUUGCUGGUAAGGGAAGGAUGAUCAUUACUGGACAGACAAAGCUGUUCUAUGUGACUUUGGGAGCCUCAGGCCCCAAGUUGUAUGACUAG